Messenger RNA from Raphanus sativus (radish), 1662 nucleotides. RefSeq lists its product as uncharacterized. The transcript has 2 exons. The coding region runs from base 1 to 1662 and encodes 553 amino acids. Gene Ontology annotation, molecular function: nucleic acid binding; RNA-DNA hybrid ribonuclease activity. NCBI's taxonomy places the organism in Eukaryota, Viridiplantae, Streptophyta, Magnoliopsida, Brassicales, Brassicaceae. The record is from RefSeq and is a predicted model, not a curated record.
AUGGGCCGUCGAACUCAGCGAGUACGAUAUAGAUAUCGCCCCAGGACGAGUGCAAAGUCUCAAGUCCUCGCGGAUUUCUUGGUGGAGUUGCCAACCAAAGCCAUAACUAACAAAGACCCUAACUCAACCUGGCUCCUCCACGUUGACGGAUCGUCGUCAAAACAAGGAUACGGCAUCGGCAUCCGUUUGACGUCACCGAGCAGAGAGAUCCUCGAACAAUCGUUUAGAUUAAAGUUCCAGGCCUUGAAUAACGAGGCAGAGUACGAGGCCCUUAUCGCGGGAUUACGAUUAGCCCACGGUUUGAAAAUACGAAAUAUCCAUGCUUACUGCGACUCUCAACUCGUUGCAAAGUAUAGCGGGGAGUACGAAGCCAGGGACGAAAGGAUGGAAGCAUACCUCAAACUAGUCCAAAACUUAUCCCAGGACUUUGAUUCUUUCGCCCUGACUAGAAUUCCUCGUUCCGAGAAUAUGCAAGCAGACGCACUCGCAGCCCUGGCCUCGAGUUCAGAUCCGGGACUUAAAAGAAUAAUCCCGGUAGAGUUCAUUGAACAUCCAAGCAUUGGACCUCCCGUCAUCAUCAAUCUUAUUCAAGAUGAUAACGAGGACGAAAACGCAGUCAAAUCAGAAGAAACGCUAGAACAAAACGAAUAUGGCUGCGAUGCGCCGUGGCUAGAGGCGAUACGAGCGUAUAUCAUCGACGGAAAAUUACCUCCUGAGAAGUGGGCGGCUCGAAAAGUCGGAACCCAAGCUGCCCGUUAUGUAACGGUCGACGGAGAAAUUUACAAAUGGAAAUUCUCUGGACCACUCAUGACUUGUCUGGAGGGACAUAAGGCCAGAAAAGUAAUGGAAGAAGUUCACGCUGGUUCCUGCGGAAAUCAUUCCGGCGUAAAAAUAAAACGCCACGGAUACUACUGGCCAACGAUGAUCGGAGACUGCGAAAAAUUCACACGAAAAUGUGAAAAAUGCCAGAGGCACGCUCCAACUAUUCGGCAGCCUGCGGAAGAACUCUCCUCCAUUACGUCACCAUACCCCUUCAUGCGUUGGGAUAUGGAUAUCGUAGCCUCUUCACAAGUCCAAACAAAAACGCUUCCUGCUGGUCCUCACAGAUUUCUUUUCAAAAUGGGUAGAAGCCGAAUCAUACGCAAAUCAACCCCCACAUAUCCGCAGUGCAACGGACAGGCGGAAACAAUCAAUAAGACCGUCCUUGACGGACUUAAGAAACGCCUGGACGAAAAGAAAGGGAGAUGGGCGGAGGAACUCGAAGGAGUCCUCUGGUCACACCGCACAACUCCGAGACGAGGAACGGGAGAAACACCCUUCGCCCUCGUAUACGGCACCGAGUGCAUGAUUCCCGCAGAAGUCGAAUUUCCCGGGAUCCGUAGACGGCUUCUCCCAGAACGGGAAGAAAUAAACAAUGCCAUGUUAUUGGAUAACCUCGAUCUCGUCAACGAGCAACGAGACCGGGCCCUAACCCGAAUCCAAAAUUAUCAACACGCAGCCGCAAAAUACUAUAACUCUAACGUCCGAAAUCGCCGAUUUCACUUAGGAGACUUAGUUUUGCGCAAAGUUUUCCAGAACACUGCUGAACGAAACGCAGGAAAGCUAGGAGCCAACUGGGAAGGACCGUAUAAGAUCAUAAAAGUCGUCCGGCCUGGUUCCUAA